AUGGAGCAGAAGGCGAGGAGGCGGCGCGUGCCGGCAUUCGUAGAGUUGAACUACAACUACUACGGCAGCGCCGAGCUGGUAGCCACGCCCACGGCGGCGGCGGUCCCCUUCGAGAGGUACGCGGCGAAGGUGCCGGAGCUGGAGGCCCGCAGCGACGUGUGGUUCAAGUACUCGCCGCCCCCGCGGAAGCCACCGCCGGUCAGCAGGAAGGUCCGGAGGCCGGCGGAGAAAUCCUACGGCGGCAGCAAGCGCCCCCGUGCUGCUACGCCUGCGAGGGCGUCCGACGGCGUGGUCCCGUCGUCUGUGCCGCGCACGCCGGCUAAGAGCACCGGCGCGGCCAGGGCGGCGCGCGUGGUGCAGCGCGUCAACGCCGACCUGUACCAGGUGCCCCCGCCGGAGUUCGUCCACGAUGACGACCUGAGGCCAAGGCGGAAGCAGCGGCAGCGUAAGAAGGCGUCCAGGAGCCUCUGGAUGGGUUGCUUCGGGUUCAGCUGCAGGCCGGCUGAAUAA
This is a messenger RNA of Miscanthus lutarioriparius, 510 nucleotides long. NCBI's taxonomy places the organism in Eukaryota, Viridiplantae, Streptophyta, Magnoliopsida, Poales, Poaceae. The record is from the annotation of a GenBank genome assembly.